Scylla paramamosain (green mud crab) is the source of this 7186-nucleotide messenger RNA. RefSeq names its product sodium- and chloride-dependent glycine transporter 1-like. The record is from RefSeq and is a predicted model, not a curated record. The coding region runs from base 379 to 2277 and encodes 632 amino acids. NCBI's taxonomy places the organism in Eukaryota, Metazoa, Arthropoda, Malacostraca, Decapoda, Portunidae. Gene Ontology annotation, cellular component: plasma membrane. The transcript has 15 exons. Gene Ontology annotation, molecular function: L-amino acid transmembrane transporter activity. Gene Ontology annotation, biological process: sodium ion transmembrane transport.
GCGGCGCACGGCAGCAGUCGUGUCCCGCCCGGCAAGCCGCGUGUAGCACCUCCUCCCUAGCGCACCGUGACAGACCGACGCACGCACACACGUACACACCCCGACCUACACACCCUGCACACGCCUCCACCCUUCACUUGGUGCUUCCCUCCUCACUGGGCUCUCACCAAGAGUUUCCAGUGAGACACGACCACGCCUGGACACCGCCACCUCCUCCCCGGCCUUCUGUGAGAGUUGAAGACGGAGGAGCACACCCCGCUUUUUAGAGUGUAGGCGUGUCCAAGGUAACUCUAGGGCGUCCCGUGUCAUCGUCUGUACGCAGCGGGAACCCUCGCCAAGAAUUAGGAAGACGGCGACUUUUGCACUAACCCAGCAAAAAUGUCGGGGAAGAGUAAAUACAAUAUUACAUUUGACGACCGGGACUUGGACGAACAAGAGGAGUGCGAAGCCGUGGAGGUGAGGGAAGGAGACAAUGGGGGCCGGCAGAAGUGGGGCCGCCAGAUCGAGUUCAUCCUUUCUUCCCUCAGCUAUGCCGUGGGCUUGGGCAAUAUCUGGCGCUUCCCGUAUCUCUGCUACAGGAACGGUGGAGGUGCCUUCCUCAUCCCCUACGCCAUCAUGCUCAUCGUGUGCGGCAUGCCCCUCAUGUUCUUCGAGCUGUGCCUGGGCCAGUUUGGUCGCGAGGGACCAAUUACCGUGUGGAAGAUUUGCCCGCUCUUCCAGGGUAUCGGCUAUGCUAUGUUCAUGAUAAGUUUCUACAUCGGGUGUUACUACAAUGUCGUGCUGUCCUGGGCCAUCUACUAUAUCUACUCUUCCUUCACGCACACCCUGCCGUGGACCUCGUGUGGGGAGGAGUGGCGCUCAGAGUAUUGCAAGGAAUUCAACUCCCGCAACUGCUCUCUGAAUGGUGGCAUCAUGAAUGUGACAGGCGAGUGUAUCUUCCGCAACAUGACCACAGAGGAGGAAUGGGACACCCUCAACACCACCACCAGUUUGCUCAAGAGCCCCGCCCAUGAGUACUUCCAUAAUCAUGUGCUGGACAUCACCGAUGGCCUGCAUGACAUGGGCGGCCUGCAGGGCAACAUUGUGCUGGCAUUGAUGGUGGCCUGGAUCAUUGUCUACCUCGUACUCAUCAAGGGUGUGGAGACCUUUGGCAAGGCUGUGUAUUUCACUGCAACAUUCCCGUACCUGAUCCUGAUUGUGUUGCUGGUGCGGGCAGCUACUCUGCCCGGCUACAUGAAUGGUAUCAAUUUCUACCUCACUCCUCAGUGGGACAAGUUAUUUAAAGCCAGUGUUUGGGGGGAUGCAGCCAUCCAAAUUUUCUUCAGCUUAUCUCCAUGUUGGGGUGGCCUCAUAACCCUGUCAUCAUACAACAAGUUCAACAACAACUGUUAUAGAGAUGCAUUUGUGGUGUCUAUUGGGAACUGCCUUACCAGCUUCUUUGCUGGCUUUGUGAUCUUUGGCAUUAUUGGCUUCAUGGCUCAUGAGCUGGGCCUCCCAGUUGAGAAAGUGGCAGUGCAAGGAGCGGGCCUGGCGUUCGUGGCUUACCCCGAGGCCGUGGCCCGCCUUCCUCUGUCGCCGGUGUGGUCCAUCUUGUUCUUCGCCAUGUUGCUGACUCUGGGUCUUGGCACGCAGUUUACUAUCCUAACCACCAUCAUCACCACCAUUACUGAUGACUUCCCAGCCCUGCGUGGCAAGAACUUCAAGUGGGCCCUCUUAGGUGCCUGCCUUGUCAUGUACAUUAUUGGGUUGUCUAUGGCAACCAAGGGAGGAAUGUAUGUCCUCCAGAUGAUGGACUUCUACUCCUCUACUUUCUCUGCCCUUAUGGUGGGCAUGGCUGAGGUUCUUGUUGUGACCUGGAUCUACGGGAUCGACAACUUCUUGGAUGACAUCAAGAAGAUGCUGGGCUUUUACCCCUACCCAAGACUACUCUGGAAAUACGUAUGGAAGUUCGUCAUGCCUCUCGUAGUUGUGCUUAUCUUGAUUUUCACCUGGCUUGACUUCACACCUGCAAGAUAUGGUGAUUAUGAAUUCCCCUUCUGGGCCAAUGCCAUUGGAUGGGCACUAUCCUUUUCCUCUGUCCUUCUCAUACCUGCAGUGGCUGUCUUCAAAAUCUUGCGGGAAAAAGGCUCAUUCAUGGAGCGGGUGAGAAAGUUAAUCCGACCCCUGCCUGAGUGGGCUCCCCCAGCUGAGGUGUGCAUCAGACCCAAUGACUCAUUUGGUGCCAAGCCACUACUCAAAGUGACCUCCUUUGAUGAAGAAACGGCACACAAGAUCUAAUGGCAAGUCAAGCGCAAGAUUGGCUUAAACAUAAGAAAAUUUCAUUUACCAGGAGGUACAAUGAAGAACUGAGGUCUUGUACAUGCUGCAAGAUCUAUGAAAAGAUGAAGUUAAGACCCCUUUGACUACACAUGCAACCACAGUUAUGUGAAAAUACCACAUAUCUGUAUGCUUUGUACCAAGGUCGGUUUUGCAAGUCAUGCCAGCCGGAGGGAUACACCUUUCUCUGAGAUGGAGAAGAGGCACCAAAGAGUAAUUAACUAUUUGCUGCAGGUACUGGCAGCUCUCUCACAAAUUAAUCUAGUAGUACUGUAUUUGUCUUCCUUUAUUACAUGUUGUCUUUGUUAUAUCCUUCAUAUAUUUCAUUGUGAUUCUGAUGGAUGACCUGUUUUAUUUAUACAUUUUCCUGAUAUUGGCAUUCAUAUACUGAUAAUGUAGGUAUGUUUUUUUUUACAAAAUGUACAUUUAUAACAUUAGUGAUACAUUGUUAAAAAUGUAUUGCUGUAGAACAAUUGCUAGACAAUAAUUAUCCAAACAUGUAGUAGGGUUACAUAUACUGUAUUGUGAAGCUAGGAAAAAAGUUCCACAAUUUAUUAAGAACCUACAGAAUGAAGUAAAGUUGUUUCCCCUUCUGACAUAUUGUGCACAGUAUAUGUUGUGUUUAGUCUAUACUAUACAUUGUUGAGAAUAUUCUUUAAGUAUAAAACAUAUACUUCUGGUAAUCAACAUAAUUCUUCACCUACUACACCAUUUUCCAUUAAACUUAUGGAGACGGGUAUUUAGUUGAAAGUUGUGCAUGUAUUCUUACUUCCCUUACACUAUUACUGUAAUUCCAUGGUGUACAAAGCCUAACACAAAGAAAGAAGACUGAUGCUUUAUCUUUAACAUAUCUGGAAAUCCAACUUUCAUCACCUGAACUGACACACAGCUAAAGGUAAAGCAAUUUUCACACAUUGCUGAGAAACUCCUUUGCUUUUGCCUUCAGCUCUUCUACUGAGCAGAGAGAGAGAGAGAGAGAGAGAGAGAAAUUGUUUACUGAUACAGUAAUGUCCUUUUGCAAUGUCAUUUUUACUGUAAGCUUCAUUUAAUAAGUAUAUAAUGCAAUCUUAGCUGUAAGUGUUGAUCAGUAACCAAGCUCUAUCAUGGAUUUUUUCAGUUUAUCAAAAAACUUUUGAGCUGGAUCAUUCAGCUUUACAGCAUGUCAUUUUCAAGGCAAGUGACAACAUAUACCUAUGCUCUUCAGGUCACAGCUUCGUGCUGAAUGACAUGGUUAGGUUAUAACUCUGACAAGUUACAACACAAUAACCAUGUACUGGUGUGUUCCCUCUAAUUUCUUGGGUACUGAAUUAUAGGAUCAGUCUUGCAAUUUUUGUGUCAGACAUUGUAAGCAUGUUAGUCAUGUAGAGCUGUGUCAGCUCUGUACAGUAUAUGUCAUUGACUUAUUGUACUGAAAAUAGUUUUAAGAAAUCUCAAUCCUGUUAUUCUAUGUACCAUGAUUUAAUGGAAGUGUUUACUAAUUUCUUAGGUACAGAUCUGUUACCAAAGAUGCUAAGAUAUAUAAUUAAUUGAAAAAUACUGGAGAUUGUUGAAAAUUAGUUGUGUAGAGGACUUGACAUGUUUACUAUCAAAUACAGUAUUUAUUUCUUAAUUAUUGGCAUAUUCAGGCAUAAUUCUUUCUUUCUUUAGUUUCAUGUGUUUUCUAAACUGCUUUCUAAACUAAUUCACAAUGACAUUUAUGUAAGUCAUCCAGUAAAAUAGUACAGUAUCAAGUUUACACAUUUACAGUUAUGCAUGUACAUGUACCUACUUGUACUGCAUAACUCACACAUAGGAUCAUGUUCUAGAUCCCUGACAUUACUUUGAAGCAAGUGAACAUCAACCUUCUGGUGACUGGUACUUAAGGGUUAGUAAACACUUCACUCUCUUAACAUUCAUAAAACAAGUCUGGUCAUUUACGAGUACAAGGAUUUUUUAGAUUUUUUCAAUGGCUUCUUCAGAUCCUGCAUACUCUUAUAACUUCUUAUGAAUUUUGUGUCAACAAGUAAUAGGCAACUUUUAAAAGCUUCACACUUCAAUAUUUGUAAAUUCAUAUACGUAAUCUAGUAACCAUAUUUUUGCACAAUUGUAAUAAUGUGAAAACUAUUUUUUUACUUGAAUAUAUAUUCCAUAAUAACUUUUCAUAAAUAGAAAAGUUGAAAAUGAAGGUGCAAUAUUCACUUCUGAUUUUGCUGUUUCUCAACAUAUUGUUUUACUUGGAGCAGUGGCUCAACUUAAGGAAUGACAGGCACUGCAUGACAAAAUUGUUUGACACAAACUAAAAAAAGAAGUGUGAAUAUAGUGUGCAAUGAUCAUGUAUUUGUGAGAAUCAGGCAGUCACCAUGCCAGGAAGUCUUUUCAAUACAGUAUCAGUAUUUAUAAUGGUUAAACAGUAUAACCAACAAAGUAUCACAAUGUUAUAGCACAUAGGUGUGCAUAAUUAUUAGUGUUUUCAAAUCUUCAUGUAGACACAUCUAAGAGCACAUACAAGUCAAUAAAAGGCCAAUUCUUAUUUUCCAAUGAAAUAAUCACCUUGUUUCUGCAAGUUAUCAAAAUAAUUAUCAGGCUUAUGAAUGCAAAGGCUGCAGGACAUUUAAUUCUCAAAAAUCUUCAGAAAUAUUAUUCAAGAUUCAUAUUAGCUUAAAUACAGCGCAAUUCUGAAUUGCUGGAUGACUGCAAUAAUUGCCUUCAAACAAGGAAACUAAAGAUGAAAUGAAGCAAUGAAGUAAGAACAAUUGGUGAAUAUACAGUGCUUCCAGAAGUAACAGAGGCCAACUUAGUUUAACUAUUUAAUUAAUUGAAGUAUAUCUAAUAACAAUAGUAAAGAAACAAAAGGAAUUAACCUUUACCCCAGUAUUUUAUAAUGUCCUGAUAAAUAAGUGAAUUACUUUGAAUUGUACGGUAAGAAACAUUUGUAAGAAAUUACUAAAGGGAUAUGCAUCUAAAUUCAGGCAAUUCCAUGAACAGAUUAAAAUUUUGUCUUUCUAUUCACUAUCAUGAUAGAUUAGGAAAUGCAAUCUUAGUUAAUAUGCAGAGAGAGAUGCAAUAAUAAUGCAUCCUUUCAUUUGGUUAUCUGAACAAUAUAAUCACACCACUUCAUUGAUAACCAUAACAUUGAUUGUCCUCCACAGGUCCUCAUUUUGAAAUACAUGUGGAUCCAUCAGCCAGAGGUGCUAGUGUUCAAGAAUCAGAGCAGGUCACAGGCACAAGGAUGUAUUGAAAGUAUUAUGAAAGUCCAAUCUUGUUUGCAUUGUGUUCCUCAGUGACAUUCACGUGGUGGAUAAGAAAGAAUACUGAGGCAAUAGUUAAGUCGGUCUUCCUCAAGAAACUGGGUACAGAAAAUACAUCUACUGAUGUACUUUAGGAGAUUCAUGUGAUUGAUUUAUUGUGCUCAGUAUUCUUCAAGGCUUACCCGUUUUUUUUUUUCCACUCUAAGCCAACAUCUUCAUUUUGCCAUGUUGGAAACCCCUCCAUGCUCUGCCUGUGACUGCCUGAUGACUGGCUGUAGUGUGUGAAGUCUGAAGGAACAUUAUAUUUCUAAACAGACUUUUGUAUCAUAUGUAUUUUAUUACUGAGAAGAGAGUUUUAAUCUAUUCCUGAAAAUAACGUGUGUAUGUCAACUGUUGUUCAUUUGGAUGGAGGGUAGAACUAUUGAAUCUCUGCAUAUUUACUGGAAUCAUAUGUGAAAUUUGUGAUACCCUGUACUAUAUUACUGUUUCUGUUGCUGUAAAUAUCUGUAAAUCAUUAUGUACAUAUAAUUCAUAUAAUUUGAGAUGGUGCAGAGUAUAUGAAAACUUUUUUAAACUUUCAGGUUUUAGGAUGUUACAAAAACAAGAUAAUCAUAUGAAAAAUAUAAUUACCAUAUAAACUUUGUACUACUGUUCCAUCCCAAUGACAGUUACUAUGAAUGGAUACAUAAAAUAUCACUUAUGUAAAAAAUGAGUUUCCUAAAAACAACUCUAUGAAGCUUCUUAAGCUUUUUUUCUUUUUCUCAAAUAUCUCUUCAUUGUUACUAUGUGCACUACGCAUGGGUGUUUGAAUGCCUUGUGUAUAUAGAAGUGAUUUGUUUACAGAAAUAGAUGAAAUUAAUAACAAAAACAAAACCAUAAAAACACAACAUAAAAAAAUAACAUACAUAGAGGCUCCUAUUAUAAUGCAGAUGCAUCUAGAAUUAAAAGCACUUGCCAUUUAAAGUAACUUAUUUUUGCACGUUUCCACUACCAGCCAACCUUUAAUGUUACUUGCAUGUUAGUUGAAAUAAUGACAUUUUGGAACCAAGAUAAAUUAAAAUAUUAAUGCUGAGAGUUACCAGCACUAUACAUCUUCAGUAAACAUUAUGUAUGGUAAAAUUCAAUAUUUUGAUACAAAUACUAGUAGUAAGUCAAUAAAUCAUUAACUUUAAAUAGGAAGCAAGUACUUCAGAUUUGUGAACUGAUGAUUUUCUAAAGAGGUACUUUCUUGAUUUUCUUGUGACUUUCCUAAAUCAAUGUUAAAAGGAAACAAUCAUUCUAACUAAUGAUAAUCAAUAAGUUUAGGAAACUUGCAGCUUUUGAUCUACAACUCAACAGUAUUAAGUUCUUUACAUAUUUACUUACCUUUUCACACCAAUGCCAAUACAAAAGCAAACCAUUUAUUUUCUACAAGUUCAUUAGUUAGAAAUAUAUAACUCUGCCAUAUUUUGAGUUUGUAUAGUGACUAGAAGCUGACAGAAGCAUAUAGAAAUAAGGUACUUUUUUCAUGUUCUUUUUCAGAAGCUGAUUUUUUUCCAUGACAAGAUCAGUACUUGAUAUACAUAGCAAAAACAAUGUUGUGAAAAUGUGUAUUCUGCAUAUUCAAUGGAAUCUAUACUGAGAGAAUAAAAAAUACAAAAUAA